Messenger RNA from Hydractinia symbiolongicarpus, 1380 nucleotides. Its product is annotated as glutamate receptor ionotropic, NMDA 1-like. Bases 1 to 1155 code for a protein of 384 amino acids. Gene Ontology annotation, biological process: modulation of chemical synaptic transmission; synaptic transmission, glutamatergic. Gene Ontology annotation, cellular component: postsynaptic membrane; plasma membrane. The transcript has 3 exons. Gene Ontology annotation, molecular function: transmitter-gated monoatomic ion channel activity involved in regulation of postsynaptic membrane potential; glutamate-gated receptor activity. NCBI's taxonomy places the organism in Eukaryota, Metazoa, Cnidaria, Hydrozoa, Anthoathecata, Hydractiniidae. The record is from RefSeq and is a predicted model, not a curated record.
AUGGCAGUGGAUCUACUUAAGUUAAUUUGCAACGAAUGGCAGAUUAACUUUGAACUUUAUAUAGCGGAGGAUGGAGCAUUCGGAGCCUUAACGAAUGGCACAUGGAAUGGCAUCAUCAAUGAAGUUUAUUCUGGCAAAGCAGAUAUUGGUGUUCAAGGAAUUACACCUACAGCCGAAAGGAAUAAGGUUGUUGAUUUUUCAGAAGGCUAUCGAUAUAAUUACUAUUUCAUAAUUCGCCGAACUGCGCUAAAAAAGUUAUCAUUUUUCAACUACAAGUUCUUAGAACCUCUGGAUGCUCUUUUGCUUUUAAUGAUGGUCGCGUCAAGCAUAAUACUUCAAGUUAUGCUGUUUCUGUUUGAAAAUGUCACCACACGUGGUUUAAAGAUCGAAAAACGUUUUACCUGGCGAGAUGUCCUUGCAUAUUCCACAGGCUUAGUAUUCCAACGUGAUAUUGGAGGCAGAAAUCCUAUCAGCUUUUAUGGGCGUCUAUCUUCCUUGGCUUUUGCUGUUUCCAUGAUUGUAAUAAUGUCAACGUACACUGCAAAAUUGACAGCAAACGAAAUCAAUAACCAGGAAUCAGAUGGCUUUCUGGGAAUAACUGACCCAAAGAUUUUAGAACCAACCACAGAGUUUAAGUUUGGAACAGUGAAAAGCACAAGUAUCGAAGGUUUCUUUCAACACCACCCUUCAACAAAGUUUCAAAGAGUUUACGACUUUAUGAAACCAUAUUCUGUCAAAAAUGACGAAGAAGGCGUAAAAGCUGUAAUAUCUGGAAAAAUAGAUGCAUUCAUCGCCACCACAUUUGUGUUACCUGUAACUUCCAAAACUGAAUACUGUUUUAAAACAAAAGCAUUUAUUGACGAACGCUACCAAACUGAAUUGGCAUUUGCUGCCCAAAUGAAGUCGCCAAUACUAAAAAAAGUUUCCCUGUCGAUAUUGAAAUACAAAGAAAACGGCGAAAUUAACAGAUUGUAUAAAAAAUGGUGUUACCAACCAGUAUGUAAGUCGUUCAAAGAAGAAAAUGCAAGAUUUGGAUUGGGAUACUUUGGUGGCUUUGCUGUUUUCAUCGCUGUUUCUCUACUUGUAUGCCUAGCAAUACUUGGAAUAGAGCAUGUUUACAGCAGGAACAUAGCAACUAAACGUGCCCAAGAAUGAAUCUCCAAAGGAUAACUUCAAAUUUACUUACUUUUAUUUGACAAAAGCAAAGUGUUGUAAUGGAUACUUUAAACAUUUCAUCUAAUGUUAAAGUCAAAUAUAAUAUAUAACUAUAACAAGGAUUUGCAAAAAAAGUAUAGGCUUUUUUAGAAUAUACUUUUCCCAGUUAUAUAUUUUAUUUAUAUUUUUAAAGAGGAAAAGCAUGUGCGCUUCUGUACAAGAUUU